Messenger RNA from Ustilaginoidea virens, 786 nucleotides. RefSeq lists its product as uncharacterized. Gene Ontology annotation, biological process: endocytosis; plasma membrane tubulation; actin filament organization. Gene Ontology annotation, molecular function: lipid binding; protein binding. The record is from RefSeq and is a predicted model, not a curated record. The coding region runs from base 1 to 786 and encodes 261 amino acids. Gene Ontology annotation, cellular component: mating projection tip; actin cortical patch; Rvs161p-Rvs167p complex. NCBI's taxonomy places the organism in Eukaryota, Fungi, Ascomycota, Sordariomycetes, Hypocreales, Clavicipitaceae. The transcript is spliced from 5 exons.
AUGUCGUGGGCAGGAUUCAAGAAGAAUGUGAAUCGCGCGACGACGCAGGUGAUGAUGAAGACGGGACAUGUGGAGAAAACAAACGACCGAGACUAUGAGGUAGAAGAACGACGAUUCAAAACAAUGGAAGCAGCAUCGUUGCGCUUACAAAAGGAGGCAAAAGGAUACCUGGAUUCUCUUCGAGCCAUGACUGCGUCGCAAAUGCGGAUAGCGGAAACGAUCGAUGCCUUUUACGGCGACUCGGGCGCCAGAGACGGCGUCAGCAGAAGCUACAAGCAGGCGGUGGAGGAUCUUGACGCCGAGACGAUCAAAGCUCUAGACGGUCCGUACCGAACGACAGUGCUGGAACCCAUCACCCGAUUCUGCGCCUACUUCCCCGACGUCAACGAAUGUAUCAAGAAACGAGGCCACAAACUCCUAGACUACGACGCGCUCCGCGCAAAGGUCAAGAAGCUGGCGGAAAAGCCAGACAAGGACGCCACCAAGCUGCCUCGAACGGAAAAGGAGCUCGAGAUGGCCAGGGCUGCCUACGAGCAACUCAACGAGCAGCUCAGCUCGGAACUGCCGCAGCUGAUCGACUUGCGUGUGCCCUACUUGGAUCCGACGUUUGAAGCGCUCGUCAAGAUUCAACUGCGGUUCUGCGCCGAGGCUUAUUCGCGGAUGGCGCAGGUGCAGCAAUAUCUGGACGCGGACACGAGAGACUUGUACGCAGAGGGGCAUCUGGACGCUAGGGUGGAGCAGGUCUUGCAGGAGAUUCGGGAGCUCAGCAUCAGUGGCACGGUAUAG